Messenger RNA from Phragmites australis (common reed), 3785 nucleotides. RefSeq names its product heterogeneous nuclear ribonucleoprotein 1-like. The record is from RefSeq and is a predicted model, not a curated record. Gene Ontology annotation, molecular function: RNA binding. Lineage: Eukaryota; Viridiplantae; Streptophyta; Magnoliopsida; Poales; Poaceae. The transcript has 4 exons. The coding region runs from base 535 to 2007 and encodes 490 amino acids.
ACCUGCUCACGGCGCCACAGCCCAACUGCUCCCCCGCCCGCCCCGCGUCGUCUCCUUCCCCGCGCACCACACACGCAGCCAGCAGUCCACCAUCUCAUCUCUCUCACGCUCGCGUCGCCUCCAGCGCGGCAGGCCGACCUGCCCUGCCCCCUUCCAUUAUUUACGCAUUUCCGCGUCCCCCACCCUCCGCUUUCCCAAUCCAGUCGAGCACCGCAAUCGCAGGGCAGCGGAAGCGAUUAAAAAAGGCAGCCUCCCCUGCAAAGGUAAAAACAAACAACCACCGCAUCGCGGCAGGCAUCGCCAGCCACCGAGCGGAGGGAGGGGGGAAGCAAAAGUUCGAUAAAAAGGAGAGGAGGAGACGAGGCGUACCGUCCGAACCCAAGCAACUUGCCCCCACCACCUCCCUCCUCCUCCUCCUCCCAUGCCUGCAUCGAGAUCUUAGCGGGAGAGCGAGAGGAGAGGCGACGCGGGCCCCCCUAUCUCUCCUCGUCGCCGCCGCCGACCGACCGGGGGAGGAGGGAAGGGGAGGACGCGAUGGAGGCGGACUCCGGGAAGCUCUUCGUCGGCGGCAUCUCCUGGGAGACGGACGAGGACCGCCUCCGCGAGUACUUCGGCCGCUUCGGGGAGGUCACCGAGGCCGUCAUCAUGCGGGACCGCAACACCGGACGCGCCCGUGGCUUCGGGUUCGUCGUCUUUGCAGACUCCGGAGUCGCGGAGCGCGUCACCAUGGACAAGCACAUGAUCGACGGCCGCAUGGUGGAAGCGAAGAAAGCCGUUCCCAGGGACGACCAGAGUAUUGCGAGCAAGAACAAUGGCAGCAGCAUAGGGUCACCUGGACCAGGACGUACAAGAAAGAUCUUUGUUGGAGGUCUGGCUUCUAAUGUUACCGAGGUCGAAUUCAGAAGGUAUUUUGAGCAAUUUGGUGUGAUAACCGAUGUAGUUGUGAUGUACGACCACAACACACAGAGGCCUAGGGGCUUUGGCUUCAUCACCUAUGAUUCUGAAGACGCAGUGGAUAAGGCUCUGCACAAGAACUUUCAUGAGCUGAAUGGUAAAAUGGUUGAAGUUAAGAGGGCUGUUCCAAAGGAGCAGUCUCCUGGACCUGUUACGCGUUCACCUGCCGGAGGGCAAAACUUUGCUAUGAGCAGGGUUCAUAACUUCCUGAAUGGCUUUAACCAGGGUUACAACCCAAACCCUAUUGGUGGCUAUGGCAUGAGGGCGGAUGGAAGGUUUAGUCUUCUUACAGGUGCACGAAAUGGGUUCUCUUCAUUUGGUCCAGGUUAUGGAGUGGGCAUGAAUAUUGAAGGUGGAAUGAGUGGAAAUUUUGGUGCAAGCUCUGGUUUCAUCAAUAGCUCCAAUGGGCGGCAAAUAGGUUCUUUCUACAAUGGUAGUUCAAACAGACUAGGUAGUCCUAUUGGGUAUGUUGGCCUUAACGAUGAUUCAGGAUCAAUACUGAGUUCAAUGUCUAGAAAUGUCUGGGGCAAUGGAAAUCUAAACUACACAGACAACCCUACAAACACUAAUUCUUUUGCUCUGCCUGGAAGUGGUGGGGGUAUUCCUGGUGACGGUAUUAGUUGGGGAGGCCUGCCUUCUGCUCAUGGGAUGGGCAACAUUUCAAGCCUUGGGUUGGGAAUCCUUGGCCAUGGAACUGGAGAUAAUAGCUUUGGUUUGCCUUCUGGAAGCUAUGGGAGGAGCAAUUCAACUGGUACCAUUGGCGAGCCUUUUUCUGCAUCUGCCAAUGCAUAUGAAUCGAACAACCCAGGUGCAUACGGCAGCAGCUCCAUUUAUGGUGACUCAACCUGGAGGUUCACGUCAUCUGAGGUUGACAUGCCUCCUUUUGGUCAUGAUCUUGGAAAUAUUGAUCCAGAUAUCAAAUCAGAAAUAUCAGCAAGCUAUAUGGGCAACUACACUGUUAAUAAUAAUCAGACCAGCAGAGGAUUCUCACUGCAAGACCUUCAUGAAGUUUCUCCCAACAAGUGUACCCAUUGGGGUUUCAUCGCCACAUGACACAAAUGACCUCAACAACGGAAGCCCUCUAUUGCGCCUUCGGUUCCAAGGAAAUCUCAUCCAUUCCCCGUUCCACCACCCGGUUUACAUUAUGUUGGGAGAAAACUAAUUAAUUGGCAAGGUUCGUCUUAUACUAGGCUUGUGGUUUAACUGUAAAGUUUGGUCUGAUCUCACCAUGAACCGAUCUUUAAUCGAAUUGAGCAUGAACCGAUCUUUAAUCGAAUUGAGCAAGACUAUCAUCCACUUGCCCCUGGUAGCCAAUCCAACCUCUUGCUUAAUUCCCUAGUCCAUGUUGCUAAAAACAUUAUCACGAUCUUAUCUCAUGUUGCAUAAAACUAUUAUCAAAAUGAUUGUUUUUCCCAAGCAUGGCUACCCUUGAUCCCACCAAAACCGAGGCGACAAGUUAGAUAUGAGAAAAACUAAGGUAUUGCCUAUCAUGGGUUUCCCAUCGACAACUAAUAACGUGCAACUUUAUAAAACGAAAACAUUUAGAAAACAUAGGAUCAAAAUGCAUCAAUGACAAUUUCUCUUCACCCUGUUGCUCAGCAGGAUCUUCGAACUCCUGGUCCUGAUAACCUGCAAAUUCUUCCUCUGAAACGGCGGUAUCUAAUCGCAAAAGAAAACUAAACAAUAAACACCAAGAACCAAGAAAGAGAUAAAAACACACAAGAACAACUCGAUUUAUUAUUUUUAUGAUUUUUGAUGAAUUAUUGGCGAAGGAAACGAUUAGAUCGGAGUUGCGACGCUCAAGAUAUGGCUUUGGAAGGGUGAAAGAAAUGAGUAGGAAUUUUACUGGGAUUUCCUGGAGGCUCUUGGCAUUUUCUAGCAAUUUUAGGAAUCAAAAAUGUUUUUUUCUUAAUUAAAGAAACACUAAAAAUAAUUUAAACAGAUUAUUCAAAAUUAGUUUACCACUGAAAACUUAUUUUCUAAUUAUUUUAUAAUUUUCCAUAAUUAAAGAAAACCUAUUAAACAAUUAUUUAUAUUAUUUUAAACCCUAAAAUAUAAUUAAAACAUUUUUUAUCAUUGAAAACAUAUAUAAAAGAUUAUCAGAUUAAAUAAAGAUUUUCCCCAAAUUUUAUAUUAAGAAAACCUGUUUCUAAGAUUUAUGAAUUAUUUUCCUAUUGAAAAAUGGAAUUAUUGCAUAAGCUGAUAUCAACAGAGGAAUAAAAAAAGGAAAAGGGAUUAUGCUGACUGGGCGUGGACUGCUGACGAGGUUUGCCACGUUGGACAAAGUGCCCACGUGGCAUGCUGAUGUGGAUUAUGCAUGUUGACUCAGCUGAAAAUGGAAGGAUACAAGAUCUUCUAAUCGUGGCCGUUCGUUGAAGAUCGGAUGGAGGGGAGGGCUACAUGGGCUCCGGCAAUCGGGCAACGACGGGCAGACAUGGUGGCGGGGGCUUGGGAAUUCAUCGGAGUUGCGCUCCGAUGGUUGGUUUUCGACGGCGAGUGGAUCCUCAGGCGGUGGGACCCGUUUUAAGGACACGUUGAUGUCGGAGGGUGGUGGAGUGGCUUGGUGAUGACGAACUUCAGCGGCUAGAGCUUCGUGUAGUAGUCGGAAGUCCACGGGAAGCGGCGGGCGACGGUGAGAUGUGGUUGACGAACGUGGGCGUGAGCUUGGACGGCGUUGGGAAUGCGUGGAGGGGCACAUCGACUGUAGGGGAGCAGUGCUGCGGCUUGAGCUCGGGGAGGGUGCUCUCGGGCGGCGCUUGUGCACGACUGAGCAAGGGGAAAUGCUGUUGUGAUGCUUGUGAGGCUAGGGGGGCAUAUGGGGGCUAUUUGUA